Molecule: messenger RNA, 5994 nt
Organism: Bacillus rossius redtenbacheri
Lineage: Eukaryota; Metazoa; Arthropoda; Insecta; Phasmatodea; Bacillidae
Product: aromatic-L-amino-acid decarboxylase-like
Exons: 12
Coding region: 64-1506 (480 amino acids)
Biological process (GO): amino acid metabolic process; serotonin biosynthetic process; catecholamine metabolic process
Cellular component (GO): cytoplasm
Molecular function (GO): aromatic-L-amino-acid decarboxylase activity; pyridoxal phosphate binding
Source: RefSeq, a predicted model, not a curated record
CGCCGCCCUCACUCCGUCAAGUGACGCAGGCGACGCAAGACGUGAGUGGACGCCACAAGGACCAUGGACACGGACCAGUUCAAGCUGUUCGCCGGCGACAUGGCGCUGUACAUCGGCGACUACCUGGACAACAUCCGGGACAGGCGGGUGCUGCCCACCGUGGAGCCGGGCUACAUGCGGCCCUUGCUGCCUGACAGCGCGCCGGACACCCCUGACAAGUGGCAGGACGUCAUGAAGGACAUAGAGCGGGUCAUCAUGCCCGGGGUGACGCACUGGCACUCGCCGCAUUUCUAUGCCUACUUCCCCACGGCCAACUCGUACCCAGCCAUCGUGGCUGAUAUGCUGAGCGGCGCUAUUGCUUGCAUCGGCUUCAGCUGGAUCGCCAGCCCCGCCUGCACGGAGCUGGAGGUCAUCAUGCUGGACUGGCUGGGCAAGAUGCUGGAGCUGCCUGGAGAGUUCCUGGCCUGCUCGGGGGGCAAGGGCGGCGGGGUGAUACAGGGCACGGCGAGCGAGGCGACCCUGGUGGCGCUGCUGGGAGCCAAGGCGCGCGCGCUCCGUCGCGCCAAGGAGGAAUACCCGCACUGGAGCGACAUCGAGAUCGUGUCCAAGCUGGUCGCCUACGCCUCAGAGCAGGCACACUCGUCCGUCGAGAGGGCCGGUCUGCUGGGAGGGGUGCAGUUCCGCCUGCUGCCCGCCGACGACAGGUUCCGUCUCCGCGGGGACUCUCUGGAGAAAGCAAUUCGCGAGGACAAGAAGGCUGGGCUCAUACCCUUCUACGUUGUCGCCACCCUGGGAACCACCAGCACCUGCUCCUUCGACGCGCUGGACGAGUUGGGCCCCGUGUGUCAGCAGGAGCGCGUCUGGCUGCACGUGGAUGCUGCUUAUGCAGGCUCUGCCUUCAUCUGCCCCGAGUUCCGGCACCUGAUGGCGGGCGUGGAGCUCGCAGACUCCUUCAACUUCAACCCGCACAAGUGGAUGCUCGUCAACUUCGACUGCUCGGCCAUGUGGCUGAAGGACCCCAAUGAUGUGGUGAACGCCUUCAAUGUUGACCCCUUGUACCUGAAACACGACCAGCAAGGAGCUGCCCCAGAUUACAGGCACUGGCAGAUCCCCCUGGGCAGGAGGUUCCGCUCCCUGAAGCUGUGGUUCGUGCUGCGACUGUACGGCGUGCAGGGCCUGCAGAGCCACAUCAGGAAGCAGGUGGAUCUGGCCAAGCAGUUCGAGGACCUGGUGCGCUCCGACGACCGCUUCGAGAUCGUCGGUGAAGUCAUCAUGGGUCUCGUCUGCUUCCGGCUCAAGGGCUCCAACGAGCGCAGCGAACGCCUGCUGAAGAGCAUCAACGGCCACGGGGUGAUCCACCUGGUGCCGUCCAAGGUGCGCGACGUGUACUUCCUGCGCCUGGCGGUGUGCUCGCGCUUCACCGAGCCCUCGGACAUCCAGCGUGCUUGGCGCGAGGUGCGCACCCUCGCACAGGACGUGCUGGCGGAGGGCGAGCCGGGCAAGUGAUUGGCCGCCGCCUGGGGCCGCGGGAAGACCGCGCUGGGCUGCCAUACCUCCUGAGCCAACCCGCUUGCUUCCCGGCCAGCCCACCCCCGCCCUGCUCUCUGUGACUUGGCAUAUCUGCUGUGCGCAGCUCGCUGGUGGAGCUGAGUAGUUGCCUGUCCUUGUGAAGAGCUUACGUCAUAUUCGCCUGGGUGUCCCACCCAUGACACAGUUGCUAUUGGCUCAAUCUCCUUAGCUGCAUGUAUCUGAGACCCAUUAAAGUGUUUGUAGCUAAUCUCAACUAUUCCCCUUGCACUUCCUGUCUCUAGCUAUGACGAAAGUUAAAGUAAACUGCUUACAAUAAAACUUGCCAGCCACGCAGCUCAUGUGAAACUGUCUUACGUAAUGUCCAAAUAUCAUAGAACUGCAUGUCAGCUCUUUUGUUUACACCUAGAAUCAAACUACGACGAAACGUUGGGUUUUUUUAUCCAGUAGCUUAUCAUGAAAAUGAACAAGUGUUUUUUUUCAGUUAAUUCCGCGUAAAGGGACUUAUGCAUAAUUUUAAAUUCGAUGAAGGUUUAUAUAUGUUUUUGAAAAAUGUCUAACUCGUAGUUUGUAACAUUUCUAUUAUUGUUCAUAAGUAAAUUUUGAUGCAUAACUAUUCCCCCACUUUUUCAACAUAAGUAAUAUCUCAUUUAAAAAAAAUCAACAUAUCUGAUCAUUUUCAGCUAUGGUGCCAAGUAUUCUGUUUUGUUCGAGAAAACAAGUCUUUUCAAUGAUGCUACCAAUCAGAGCACUACCUGCUUGUUUUUUUUUUUUUUAAAUAGAAGGGCAAAUUGUGGUUCUGUUUCACACGAUAUGGAUUUAUUGUUUCUCUCUCUCCCCCCCCCCCCCCUAUUUUUCCCUUUCAAAAAAAAUUCCUCACCCACAAAUAAAAAUGUUUUAUGACAAAAUAUUUUGGAAUUGAGUGAGGGGACUGAAUUCAAAAUUAUCUUGACGAAUUUAACCGAAUAUCGGAUGAAGUGUAAAUGUACAUGAAGGAGUUUGGCUUUAGUUUUAAAAAGUUGACAGGACUGCGGUGAACAUGUUCGCGGGCUUCCAUCCUGUAGUACCACUACUCGCCUCGGCGCAGCGCUGUUGUUCCCAAGCUCACCCGCGCAUAGGUGCUUUCCUACAUGUGUAAUGGCAUAGAGUAUGCUUUGGAUAUUUCCUGAGACGCAGUUAGACUAGCCAAAUGUAUGUUAAAGGGACCAACAUGUUGAUACAAGAACGUAUAAAAUGAUAUAGUUGUGAAAGUUACCUUUACUUGUAAAUACUAUAAAUUUUAUUUUUGUGUGUAAAUAUGACAUAAUUUUAAUAUGGUUUUUAUUAAAAAUAUAAAAAUGUGUUUUAAGAAAAUAUGUUCCUGGAAUUACUCUAAUGUGAACCUUGUGAUAUUUUUCUGUAAAAAUAACUUUCAUAAUCAUAGAAUGUAUUUUCUCAUAUGCAACAUAUUUUGUUAAAGGUCUUGUAAACUAUUGUUAUUUUUCAGCAGUAAAAUAAUUACAGUACAUUUCAAAUAAUAAUCAAGAGUGCUGUAUUAUUGCAUAACUGCAAAAGAACUUUAAACAAAAACGUUACUCUUAUAAAGAAGUUUUGUUUAAUCAUGAAAAUGAAAUAAAGAUAGGUCUAUGUUAGCAGCAGAUAUAGUUUUAAAACAAGAUCUUUACCUGUUUAUUUUAAAAUUUUAAAUCCUAAUUUUAUACUAAUAUUAGUAAAGAUGUAUUUAUACCAUUGUAAAUAAUUUAUUUUAUGUUUACGACUAGUCACAUAUACUUUUAAAAUUUUUUGUAAAUGUUUUUAAUGGUAAUUUUUCUUUUACCUCGAAUAUAAUUUAUCCUCACAAUCAGUAUUGUAUUUAAUUUUUCAAGCGAACCAUCGGAAUAAUUUUAGAUAAAAAAAAAAUUAGAAACUUGUACAACCUUACUAAUUUUUAGAAAUUUUAGAAUUAAGUAUCUAUUCUUUCUUUACUACCUGAAAAUAAUAGAAUCGAAUAGGUCUAUUGACUGGAUUAAUAUUAAGGAGUAUAAAGACAAUCUAAUUAAAAAUUGUGACAAUUAAAAUAAUAUAUAUGCUUAUGUUAGAAUAAACCAUACGAGAGAUACAAAAUGUUUAAUGACUCAAUUUUUCCAAGCCUGUAAUUUUUUUAGUCACUGAGAUUAUAUAAAAUGUUUCUUAGUAAUGUAUCCUAUUUGUAAUUUUUUUAUUUUAUAGCAGUGUAAGGGCAGGAAUAAAUUUCUUUAAUAUGACACUGUAUCUUUCUAUGGAAAAUUUGAUACAAUCACAGGGUAUUAUAAAUAUUUUUCAUAUAAUUUAGUGUUUACUUGCUUAUUUUUGAAGUGGAAUUCUGUAUGCUUAAUUGUUAUUGCAAUUUUGAAAUAUGAUGACUGUGAUUCGUUGUCCUGUUAAUUUAUGAUAGAAAGCUUACCAAGUUUUAUUUUUCGAAAUAUUGUAAACAGUGGACCAAAAUAAAUUGUAAUUAUUAGCACACAUAUUGUCCUUUAUUUAUAUUUACCUAUAUUAUAACAUAUAAGAUGGUGAUCAAAAGAACUGUAAAAUUCCAUCCUGAAUGCAUGUAUCUCUAAGGCGUGGAUUUCAAAUUUUUGGGUCUGAAUAACAAAUUAAAAUGUAGGGUAGCAUGGAUUGCCAAAACUUUGGUCUGACUCAAAGUAAAUAACACUGCACAGUUGUGUAGUUUUCCUGUAGCACAAGAUAACUAGGCCGUCUUUAAUGGAGACAAACGCUUGCCCUUGACUUGAUGUAAGCUUUUGGAAAUAUGCCAUUGCUUAGCAAUGGCGUAUGUCCAAAAUCGUACAUCAAGUCAUGCCCUCCCAUUGCACAAAUCUUUCAUAGAUAAACGCUUGCCCUUACCAAAGGAUGAUGAAAACUCGAAAGCUUCUCCAAUUUUGUCCAAAAUGAAACGAGACAAAACCCAACUGUUGUUGAACACACUUCACACUGUCACGUAAACAAUUGUCUAUAAGAUCAUGAAGCAGAAAAGGAUGUGAAGAUCAAAGGUUGUUCAGUAUAUGAAGGUAGUUCUAGUGGACAUGGAGGAGGUCCAAGGAAAUCAAGUCUGCUUAAACAUUCUCAGACUUUUUAUUGUAUCUUACUGCAAAGGCAAAUGAACCACUAGCUCCAGACGAAUCAGUUCCACAUGCUUUGAAAUGUAAAGAUGCUAUGCUAUGACUGAAGAAGUCAUUAUAUAUAAACAAAGAUGCCUUUGAAUGGUCAGAUCUACCUCAGGAAAAGACAGUAUUUUAUACUAAGUGGUUUUACAAAUUUAAUAACACAGACAGCAAAAGCUCAUUGUACAAAGCUAUAUUAGUUCUCAAAGGCAGUGUACAGAAAGCCAGUAUUGACUGUAUAAAAUCUUUUCACCUGUCAUCAAAUAAACAUCAUUAAUAUACCUGUUUGAAUUAUAAAAAAAUAUAAGUAUAAACUUAAAAAAUGACACACAUGGAUUCAAAAUAGCAUACUACAUGGCUAUUUAGAUAUGUUUAUGUACUACCCCCAGAUUAAAUAAGUGACGAAUCAGGAGGGAUAGUUUGGCAUUUGAAGAAGACGAUGCAUGUGUUAAAAAACUGGACAAUUUUGGAACAAGGGCCUUUACGCAAUGAUUAACAUAUUGGUUUGGAACAGUCAAAAGUAAAACCUUGUAUUUACCUGAAACAAUGAGGGUAGGUGUAGGAUUAGUGGAUGAUAUCAUCACAAAAAAAUGAAUAAAGCGCCGAGAAGAAUGUUCGCGACAUGUUGGAGUCCCAGUUACUAAUGAAGAACCUUGGCGAUGUUAAACUGUCAGGGGUGGAAGAUCACCAGGGACUUGAAGCGUAGCAGGCAUUGGAGUAGCCAUUCUGAAAACAUCUAUAUGUUUGCGAUAAUGUACUGUACACCCAUGACAACUUCGGUGGAAACAAUGAAAGUGAUAGUGAUGUGCAGUGUAGUGAAUAUAUGCCUUACCAGCAAACUGUAGGAAGUCUUUUGUACAAGUAAACAUGAAGUUAGGAUUAGUCAAAAACAGUGACAUUGAAAUAGAGAUUUUCAGUAAUGCUGACUUGUGGGGAUGAAAUAAAUAGGCAUUCAGUCACAGGCAUAAGUUUCAGGUAGAUGCUUUGUUGUUGUUGGUUGUAAAAAAAGAGGACAGUUCCUUUAAAGCACUGUAAAAUAAUGGAUGCAUAUCACUUAUCGCUGUACAGGAAGCCCUAGGGUUGAGAACUGAACGAUGAAAUGUUCCAUAAUCUGAAUUGUUAGUUUUUUUGACAAUAUAAUGCACUGUAAUUGAGUGAUUAAAUAAUUUAAUGUUUUUAGGGUAUGUUUUGCAAGUAAUAUAUUUUUGAAAUUGUUGUCUUAUUGCUCUUUGUAGUAAUUGUUAUUCAUUUUUGUCUAUGGAAUAGUUUAUUACAGAAUAAAAUUGCGUGUAAAUAAAAAGCUGAAACGUUUUACUUAUAUCAUUGUGAUAGUGAUAGUAACUUC